This is a messenger RNA of Drosophila serrata, 923 nucleotides long. RefSeq lists its product as uncharacterized. NCBI's taxonomy places the organism in Eukaryota, Metazoa, Arthropoda, Insecta, Diptera, Drosophilidae. The record is from RefSeq and is a predicted model, not a curated record.
CCAAAGUCAAAAAUAUUCUUUCGAGAAAUAGGUCUAUUGGAUGGUUUUUAAAGCUUCAAGUCUGAAACAAAAAAAAAUAUGAGAAACAGCUGGCCAUGUGUAUCCUUUCUUCGGAAUUUGCACCUCUAAAAUGUUUAACAAGCUCAGGAGGAACAUGUGUCGAAGGCUGGGCUCUCUAACUCGUCCAUCCCAGAUCCUGGAGAAUAACAAUAUGCAAACAACCACCAAAAUUGGUAGACAUUUUCCUGCUCCAAUUACCAAAUUCAGACCGAAGCUCUGUGUGAGCCGCCAUGUGACGUUUACACCCAGCACCUUGGACCACCUGGAAUACCGGAGGCUUGUGGUUCGUGCAAUGCCCUCGGCCUUCCAGAACUUUGUACGUGAGAUGCUUACCGGCUACUACGGACUGAAACUAAUGGAAGAGCGAAGAAAAUAUGGUUUGGCACCCGAUUACCCGCUCAGCGGCCGCAGGUUGCCCAUCAAGGAUCUCGUCCAGCUGCAAAUAGUGGCCAAGGACAUGUGGCGGAAGAUGAGUCCGGAGAGUAAGCAAAGGUACAAGCAGCUGGCCAAGGAGGCAGCUCUUCGGAAAAAACAGCGCCUGCCGCCCGAUCCCUACAGAGUACAGGUGUCGACCACUAAGAAGUCUGAUAUGACCUUUCAGCAUUUAAAAACCCAAAUGGAGUGUUAGUAUUCGCAAUUACAACGGAAAGAAAAGUAACUGCAACCAAAUCGGCUUUUGGAACCCAAGUUAAAGAAACUAAAGCCUUGCAAGUAAUUUGAAACAUAAUAUGCGCUGUUAUUUUGUUGUGUUAUUAAAGAAUUUGCAUUUUCAUAUAUGCAAAUAUCUUUAAUAAUCCAUCAAAUUAAUCGCAUCCACACAGGUCUUCCGUUUAAAUUUUGUAAACUGUAUAAAUAAAUCAAUU